This is a messenger RNA of Nerophis lumbriciformis (worm pipefish), 1064 nucleotides long. Its product is annotated as transmembrane protein 138-like. Lineage: Eukaryota; Metazoa; Chordata; Actinopteri; Syngnathiformes; Syngnathidae. The record is from RefSeq and is a predicted model, not a curated record. Gene Ontology annotation, cellular component: cilium.
AUGGGCCUUAGAGGUCAGAAGAGGAUCCACCUGGUGUCCGUCCUGGCUCAAAGGCAGCAACUUUCAUGGAAAGUGGACCCGUUGACGAGCGGUCUGUGGAGAAUUCAACUUUUAUGUUCACCGAAAUGGAAGGGAAACGGAAAGGUUUUUGAAGAAGUCUUCACUGGAAGUGGUCUGCAUUCAGGCUCCUCAUGCUGCAGUUAUCCAACUUCAGAGGACAGUUAUUGGAAUAACCAGGUGCAGAUUGAUGUUGGUGUAUUGCGUGUGCACCGGAGCAGUGCAGCCUUGGAUCCACCGUGGAACCAGAAUCCGCCGGGGCGGCCAGCCUAUGGGGCAGAGCCGCUCCAAACCGGCAACUACUCGCUUGUGUUGCUUAUUCAGCUCAGCCUGCUCUCCUUUGACCUGUUCGUCAACUCCUUCAGCGAGCUGCUGAGGCACGAACAAGCGGUCCAGUUGAUACUUUUCAUCAUUCAGGACAUCGCCAUCCUAUUCAACCUCAUCAUCAUUCUCUUGAUGCUGUUCAACACGUACGUGUUCCAGGUCGGUCUGGUGGCCGUAUUGUUGGAGAGGUUUAGAGCGCUGCUAAUGCUCUCUGCCCUCUAUCUGACCUUCAGUAUAAUACUCCAUUCCUGGAUCAUGAAUCUGCGAUGGCUAAAUACCAACAGAUUUAUUUGGACAGAUGGCCUUCAGGUGCUGUUUGUGUUCCAAAGAGCCGCUUCCGUCUUGUACUACUACUUCUACAAGAGGACCUCGGAGUAUUUGGGGGACCCUCGCCUCUACGAGGACUCACCGUGGCUGCGAGACGUCUUCGAACGGGUCAGACACUGACACCCGUUUUGUUUAUCAACAGACAAACCAGCGGGAACAUAGACAAUGGGACCAAACAAAGACGUCCAAACUGAAAGUGGAUCUCUUAGAAUGGUCUGGGGUUUUUUUUUGGUCAUUGAGUACCGGAAAUACAUGGAUGUAUAACUGGCUCGUUCAAUACCUUGUUAGCAAUCACUGAAAGUGUCACGCAUGAACUAUACGCUCAUUAAAAACGUGCCAAAACAAUAAAUCAAAGU